Cuscuta campestris is the source of this 1065-nucleotide messenger RNA. The record is from the annotation of a GenBank genome assembly. Lineage: Eukaryota; Viridiplantae; Streptophyta; Magnoliopsida; Solanales; Convolvulaceae.
UGUUAAAUAGAACCAAAGAAAUAUACCAUAUCAGUAGGCAUUUAAUAUUUUAAGAAUUACUAGUUUUUUCAUCUCUUUUGUAUUUUCAUUCUGUUUUUUGACUAAGAUAUAACCAAUGACAUAAUAAUUUCACUUAUAAGAACCUGCUUGUGGUGUCUGACAUGAUUCUUCUUUUAGGCUCUAUUUAUGCCUUACGAUCAUAAGAACACAACUCCAGAUGGAUUACUUUCCCAGAGGAUGAAAUUGAUGCUUGGAAAGCUGAACCAUUUACAUUUGAAUGACCGCUGUUUGGUUGGAUCUGGUGGAGGCUCUGUAGGAUAUCUAGCACAUGGGACGUCAACAGAUUACAUGUAUGAUGUUGGGCGGGUGCCUAUGGCUUUCACAUUUGAGAUCUAUGGCGACCCUGCAGCAUCAUCAAAGGACUGUUUUAAGAUGUUCAAUCCCACGAGCACAAACACUUUCAAUAGAGUUCUGAAUGAUUGGUCUGCUGUAUUCUUUACAUUGUUCAGUAUCAGUGCACACCAGAUGGAUGAGUUUCAUCCGAAUGCUUCGGCAUCAAGCAAUUUCAAGAAGUGGGUUUCCAUCGACGACUACUUGAAUGGCUAUUUGAUGGAAAGGAGAAGCAGGUAUGGGAAAAAGAUGGAAGUGCUUGAAUUGGGAAUGCAAGAAAUGAGGACAUAUUUUAGGCUGUUCUUGUUAUCAUCAGUGCUACUGCUGUUUAUGUUUUGUUCCAGGAUCUCAAAGAGCAGUAGGCAGAUUGUCUCUGCUAUCCCUUUUUGAUAGCGCCCUAUAAAAGAGUACAGUCAGUACUACUGAUCUACUACGUACAGAGAACCUUUGCGAAAAGGAAAAAGCCCGAAGAAGAACGAAUCACCCGUCAUCUUCAUUCCAAACUCAUUGGUCAUUACUUGUGAGAACUCACACAUAACAUGGUUAGUAUAAUCGAUCCAUGUUGAUAUUACAAACAUAUAUUUGAACAAUGAUAGAAUUUAGGAUUGGGGUAUGGAUAACUGGAUUGGGUAAUAAGACAUUUGGGUUGAAUCAUAUUAAAAGAUUGAAUCCAAU